UCGGAGAGCAGCAGCCAUGGCCCUGCGCUACCCCAUGGCCGUGGGCCUCAACAAGGGCCACAAGGUGACGAAGAACGUCAGCAAGCCGAGGCACAGCCGGUGCCGCGGGCGCCUCACCAAGCACACCAAAUUCAUGUGGGACAUGAUCAGGGAGGUUUGCGGCUUUGCGCCCUAUGAGCGGCGUGCCAGGGAGCUAUUCAAGGUGUCCAAGGACAAACGCGCCCUCAAGUUCAUCAAGAAGAGGGUGGGCAUGCACAUCCGGGCUAAGAGGAAGGGGGAGGUGCUUAGCAACGUGCCGGCAGUCAUGAAGAAGGCAGCGGCCAAGGACUGA
Messenger RNA from Acomys russatus (golden spiny mouse), 331 nucleotides. Its product is annotated as 60S ribosomal protein L36-like. Gene Ontology annotation, cellular component: ribosome; cytosolic large ribosomal subunit. Gene Ontology annotation, biological process: cytoplasmic translation. The coding region runs from base 17 to 331 and encodes 104 amino acids. Lineage: Eukaryota; Metazoa; Chordata; Mammalia; Rodentia; Muridae. The transcript has a single exon. The record is from RefSeq and is a predicted model, not a curated record. Gene Ontology annotation, molecular function: structural constituent of ribosome.